Penicillium cataractarum is the source of this 1398-nucleotide messenger RNA. RefSeq lists its product as uncharacterized. Gene Ontology annotation, molecular function: FAD binding; monooxygenase activity. The annotation marks the transcript as partial. The record is from RefSeq and is a predicted model, not a curated record. Gene Ontology annotation, biological process: secondary metabolite biosynthetic process. Lineage: Eukaryota; Fungi; Ascomycota; Eurotiomycetes; Eurotiales; Aspergillaceae. The transcript has 7 exons.
AUGUCGUCAACUACUCGGCUUGAUGAGGCUCUGCCCGGUGGUUCUCUCAAGACCCCGGGCUAUCCCAGCAACUGUCUCGCCUUUCUUAAUUCUCCACCUACAGUCGAAGCUAGCCAAACGGCACACGUGCCAUUGAACAUUAUCAUCGUCGGCGCCGGACUAGGUGGCCUAGCAACAGCCAUCGCCCUCGCCAGCACCGGACACGCCGUAACCAUCUACGAGCAAGCCGCACAGCUUGGAGAAGUCGGCGCCGGCAUCCAAAUCCCCUCAAACUCAACCCGCCUGCUAAGCAGACUCGGUCUAGACCCGUAUCUCGAAAAAUACGUCACCGAGCCCGAGACAAUCUCAUUCCGUCGCUGGGAGUCUGGCGAUGUCAUCGGAUUGACCAAGCUCAUUCCUAAUUUCCGGGAAACCUUUGGUGCUCCGUACUAUGUUAUUCAUCGCGCGAAUUUCCAUACAGCGCUGCAUGAGCGGGCGUUGGAUCUUGGUGUCAAGGUUAAGCUUGCGGCGAGAGUGGUCAAGUAUGAUGCUGUAGAGGGUAGUAUUACUCUUGCAGACGGUUCAUCUGCGUCUGCGGAUCUGAUUAUCGCUGCUGAUGGAGUUAAAUCUGUUGCGCGCGGCCAGGUCGAUGAAUCUGGCCAACCACAAUUCGAGCAGACAGGCUUCGCAGCAUACCGUGCCACAGUCGACGUUGCCAAGAUGAAAGCCGACCCAGAGAUUUCAUGGCUUCUGGACAGGCCAAACCUGAAUAUCUGGAUCGGAGACCAAAGACAUGUCAUGACCUACACCAUCGGCGCUGGCAAAUCCUUCAACAUGGUCCUUUCGCAUCCCGACAACACAGACCCGUCAACCUGGGAUCAAUCCACUGCCUUGAGCGAUAUGAAGCGCGAAUUCCAAGGGUGGGAUUCAAGACUCCAAAAAAUCAUCAGCAUGAUCGGAAACACGAUCAAAUGGCCCCUCGUCAGCGGAACACCCCUAUCACGCUGGACAACCGGCCGUCUAGUCAUCCUCGGCGACGCAGCCCACGCCAUGCUCCCCUACAUGUCCCAAGGCGCCGCAAUGGCCGUAGAAGACGGCAUCGCCCUCGCCCGCACCCUAACCAAAAUAACCCACGUCUCAGCCCUCCCGCACGCGCUCCAAAUCUUCGAAAAAGUGCGCAUCUCACGCGCAACCGAAAUGCAAGAAGCCAGUCUGCUGAACGGCAAGUUAUGGCAUUUCCCGGAUGGACCGGUGCAAAGGGCUCGUGAUCGCGCGAUGAGGGCUGAGGUUGUGGGCGGGAUUGUGGCGCAUAGUCCGAAUCAGUGGAGUGAUCCGGCGACGCAGAUGUGGGCUUAUGGGUAUGAUGCUGAGGGAGAGAUUGAUCGGGUUUGGGGGGAGGGGGAGAGGGUUGUUACUAAG